GACACAGACACAGACACAGACACAGACACAAAAGCAGUGCGAAAGUCUGCAGUUUUUGUACUCACCUUUGCAAGUUUGCACUUGCAUCGAUCCUUGCGGACUGCCAUGUUCUCAUUUUGCAGGCGAGUGUGGUAUGCACACCGCCGCCACCGCCGCCACCGCCGCCACCGCCGCCGCAAUCGCCGUGGAGACGAAGAACUGCAGCCCAUUGAGCACCACGACUACGACUUUGAAAACAGCGGCGCCCUGCAAGCCUGGCGCCGCAUGUCAACGACCAGAAACAUCUUCAUGCUGGAUCAAGGGCAGUGCUCCAUCUGCCUCAUGACGUACUUCAUCGGCGAUACAGUCCGGGUGUUGUCCUGCGAGCACGUCUUCCACGCACAUUGCGUGGAGCUCUGGCUAAACACGGACCUUCCGCGGAGCAGAUGCCCUCUGUGCAAGAGGGAGCACAGCUGGGCAAUGCUCGCACAGCAACUCGAGGAGCGCAAUAGCGCGGACAACGGCGACAGCGGUGGAAGCGGCAACAGGAUGAGCCGUGAUGGCGCCGACCAGCCCUCAGGCAGCAGCCGCAGCGAUGCAGCAGGCGAGGUCCUAGAGGUCGAGGAACAGGUGGAAGGAACAGAGCCCGUGCGGGCCAGUUCCGGCGACGAGGAAGAGCACCACCAACCCGCACCGGGCUCAGACGCCCUGCCGCAAGAACGGCGUCAUGACCAAGAUGGUGGCGAGGAACUGGACGACAACAGCGGUGCCGAACAGGCUGCAACCCCGCAAUUCCGCCACAACGCACAUGCUGCUGUCCUCUGACAUCCACGGCGCACCUCACCAACCUGUCGCCGCAUCACCAUCCCCUCCCCCCCACACACAUCCAUGGAG
Messenger RNA from Salpingoeca rosetta, 873 nucleotides. RefSeq lists its product as uncharacterized. The record is from RefSeq and is a predicted model, not a curated record. The coding region runs from base 106 to 804 and encodes 232 amino acids. Gene Ontology annotation, molecular function: ubiquitin protein ligase activity. NCBI's taxonomy places the organism in Eukaryota, Choanoflagellata, Craspedida, Salpingoecidae. The transcript is spliced from 3 exons. Gene Ontology annotation, biological process: protein ubiquitination.